CCGACUCACCACGAGCGAUGCGAUUCUUAAGGCUUCCUUUCCAAGGCAUCAAUUACCUCUUCGUUGCGCCAAACCGUGCGUCCAACUGAUCUGACCCGACUUUUCUUUGGACGAUGAAUCCUCCAGUCCUUGCAAUCCGCGAACUCUGCGCGACAGGGCGCGGUCGGUGGAUGGUUCGGCUACGCUACGGCCAACGGGAAUGGGAGUGCGACCUCACAGACCCAGCCUUAGAGCACGAAGAUUGUUCCCAACGAUCGCUCAACUGGGUAUUCGACAAGUUUCCGAGGCAAUAUCCUUACGAGUCGGCAAGAGCGCAUCUGAUCUUUCAGAACUUGCUGCGUUACGCUGUCUUGGUGAGCCGCCAGCUUCGCUUGCUUGACGCCUUCGCUUCAGAGGGCGUCGACGAGCCCCAAAUUGAGCCGAGCGUGGACGAUGAAACAAGCGACAAACCUACAGUUGUUCUCGCGAUUCAAGCUGCGGACUCUGAUUCUCUAUUCCAUGGGAUUCUUUGGGAGUCACUCGAGUCUCUGUCUUAUCUAAACAGCCACCAGCCACCUGUCGCGUAUCGUGUGCAGCGAUUACACAGCCUUUCGAGCCGCACGUUGUUCUUACCGACACCAGACCUGCGAGGUGGGAGCGGCGAUAUAGUCAAAUACACUUUCAAUAUCCUGUUUGUGGUGUCGCGGCCAAGCGAGGACGAAGACAUCGACCCGCACCUGGCGUGCAGCGCUGCCCUGAAAAUCUUGGCCUUGAGUCCUGCAUCCGUCAGUGCAAAGGUCAACAUCGAAGUGGCCAGGCCCGGGACGUGGAAUGCAUUCUCCGAGCACAUCACCUCUCGCACGAAGGAAUGGCAUGAGAAAGGUGGCGUCGGACCAUGGUUUGAUCUGGUCCAUUUCGACGUUCAUGGCGUCGUCGAGGAUGGCCGACCAUUCUUGAGGUUCCUCACCCGGAGUGGGACUCGGGAGCUUCAUCAAAGCGUUGAGAAGAUCGGCAAACUACUGCAAGAUAAUGAGGUUGGCGCCGUUCUGAUGAACUCGUGCGAGUCUGCCGUGGUCACGGAACAUGAGGACUCUAAUCUCGCGGCGUUAUUACUCGAAUACGGUAUCGCGACUGUCAUCGGCAUGCAAUUUCCACUGACUGCCUCUGCUGCAACUGUCUUUGCAGAAGCUUUCUACAUGCAUCUCUUUAACAUGGACGAGGGCAUUCUGGCAGCCACCAGCUUUGCACGCGAGAUGCUCCUCGGCAACCGUUCAAGGUCGGCAAAUCUCGGUGUGCGCGUCGAGCUUCCUGAUUAUGUGAUCCCCGUGGCCUAUUACAACCCAGAAAACCAAUCCAAGGCAGCAACCGGGCUUCGACAGUUCCCGGGUCCGACUCCAGAAGCGGUCAGAAGAGUGAAUGCCUUGAGGUCUCUCAUGCUUCAGCACCAACAACUUGGGUCCUUCUUCGGCCGGGAUUAUGAUGUCAUGAAGCUCGAAUGGAAGCUACUGCACUCCAGGGGCUCUAACAUUGUUCUUAUAACCGGCCUACGAGGAUCCGGAAAGACCAUGCUGGGGCUGUGGCUCCUCCACUGGUGGAUGAGCACCGGUCUAUGCGAGAAACUGUGGCAUUGGUCGUACGAGCCGGGGCGUUCGCAGUUUGACAUCGUCAGUUGGCUGAGGGACAUCUACGACGAGUCAAAGCCCGAUUUUCCUGCGAAGAGAGACGGCAUUAUUGACGAUCUACGAGGCCGCCGGGAAGUGUUCUUUGUCGAUGCUUUGGAGUGUGCUUUCCGGCCUGGUGGGCAGCAAGCCGAUUCGGUGACGGAAAAUGACCAGCGGUUUCUCAAGGAUUUCAUCAAGCGGCUCGAGGGUGGAAAGUCAAUCGUUCUCCUGACUUCAACGUUGACGGAAGAAUGGCUAGAGCUUUCGCCCAAGUGCGUGUUCCGGCUGCACGGUCUCUCACAUCACCACUCGUUCCGUCUCGUCAGAGAGACGCUCAUUGGUACGCCCUACGAACGCUUCGUCGAGGACCGCGAGCAGGUGCGAUUUCUCCGUUACAUGCUGUACUGUCUACAUUUUAACCCAGCUUCAAUCAUUACUACGGUCAAAGGCAUGCUGCAAUUAACGAACGAAAGCGACAAGAAUCCAAAGACGGCCUUCGAGAAUUUGCUUCUCUCGUGGCUUCCCGACAUCAGCACUCAGACAUCAGUUGCCUGUUUUGAAUUCGUGAAGAGGCUUCAGGCUACCUUCGCAUCCAAUCAAGUCAAGACGCUCAUGCUCCUUGGGUUUGGCGCACCGACAAACACGUGGUCGGAGUCAUUCUACGAGUUCCUCGCAUCGACUGUCAGCGGCUUUUGCGCUGACACCAUACUAACCGCAAAGGAUGUCGCAGACUUUGUGAAAACCAACUUUAUAGGAACUGGGUGGGUUGAAGAACUGUCAGUUGAGGAAGACGAUCAUGGUCAUGGCCCCCACUUCCUGAUCCAUCCUAUUCUGACAAACACUUUGCGCAUGAUUCUUGACUCGAGCCAAUACCUCGAAGCACCUUACUUCCCAGAAGUCCUCGAUCAGGCCCAAUAUGCAAACUGGCAAGGAAGAGUCUUCAAGUCCUUCUACUGUGACCUGGCACUUCGAUCGUUACAUUCCUGGCGACGAGACGACACCACGACCACGGAAGCCAAAGUUAACUCGAUGAACUACUUUUCCGCGCUGACCCAUCUGUCCAAAAACGUCCCCCAAUACUCCAUUUGCCCCAAAGCAGCCCAGAUUGGCGUUAGCAUGGGGCUGUCUUUCUCGUUACACCUCUGUCGCCAGCUUGCUGACUCUAACGCUGCGGCGCUCCCUUUUGACGUCAUUCUCGAAUACGCACAGGUUACCCUCCGCCUAUUUGAAGACGCUACCACGCACAUCCAGCAGUGGUACGGCAUAUUCGCCAGCUUAUAUUGCAGCCUGUGCCACUCCCUCACGCAGUUCUACUCCUUCAAGGAUGCCAACAAGGCUUUGGAAUUCGUCCGCAAGCGGCUCACUGUCGGCCUAUCAGUAUUGGCUCCAGGGUCUGGACCAGUUGACGGCGAAGAUGGCAACUCCGCGGCUUGCCGCCAGGCGCUGCAAGACCUCGUCCAUCUCUGGUUACUGAAGGACGUGCGCGUACUUCGAGCGAAGGUAGCACUAGUUACCGCCUUGGUUCUCGCCCGCUCUUCUCGCCCGCCUCAACCGCGAUCGUUCUACGACCAAUUUGUCCAUGUUUGUUUGCUCCUCAAACGGGCAUCGCAAAACAUGCGCGAGGGUUCCUCGGUUGUGGACAAGUUCCGGUCACUCGAGCGCCGAAUCACCGCGGAACAGCUCGUCGACCCUACGGUUCGCGAGCAGGAACCCACAACACAGCUACAGACGGUGGACGUCCUCCCCGCGCUGGUAAUUGCAUGGAACUCCGAGGAUCGGUGCCUUGACGCGGAUGCGAUACACCAAUCUUUGACAAAGGCGGAUCUUCUCAUCGAGACGGGGUCCGCGGACAGUGCUAAGGAAGUGCUCAUCCCCCUUCUCCGGCAGGCCGUUUUGACCGGGGACAAGGCUGCCGAGUUCUUCUGCCAUCGAGGACUAGCACUUGUCUACUCGGCCAUAGCGGAGUGGGAAGUUGCUGGCCAGCAUGCCGAGCACGCCGUAGAGGUGUACGCUAACAGUCGGGAAUACUCCAAGGCUGGCUGGAUUGCCGAGACGGAUUUCCAGAGGACCCUGAUGACGCUGAGAAUUGCACUCAUUUUCGCUCGGUCUAGCAAGUGGCUUCUUGCGCUGCGAGCGUUUCAGGAUAGCAUUUGGCGAGGCAUCCCUGCAGCUUACAAGGAGCUUUCCGACUAUGCUUCGUCAAGAGCAUUCAUGGAAGAGGCUAGGUUCGAACUUGGGUUUGGAAUCAUGCUGCUGAACUCGGCGCCACAUUAUCUCAUCUCCACGCCAGAGGUCGAGGAGAUGCGCGAAUCGUUCGAAGCGUGGUUCAGGGAAGUGGCACCGACUACGUGGCCGGAUUUCGACAUGUCCACCCUCAGGACCGAGGACGCUCGGCUCUUCGGCCAUCAGUUGCCCCUGGAGGAUCACCCUUCCAGUGCCGAACUCAACGCCGUUCUUCGUACGUACGACAGGAUGAUUCGAGGAGAUGUGGAUCCACAGGCACUGGCGAUGAUGCUCAGCAAUGUCGGAUUUAACUUCGACGUCGAACUAAUAGAGACGAGCAGGCUUCUCAUUCAAAAAAACGUGAAUAAUGUCAUUAGGGAGGUUGUUGUUAAAUGGCAGAGCGAGAGCCAGACCGAGUCAAAUUCACCGCUACCACCUACUCCUGAGUUGUCCUAUUUCUUGGAGCUCGCUCGACAAAGCUUUACCGAGGAGGCCGCGUACGCCCGGUUAGACCUCGAGCCGGUGGUGACGUGGGAGCGGCUGUCGCAAGUUGUGAUUUCCUGGGCCGAAGACGGGAUGCCGCCGAACGAAGGGGCACGAGCAUCGCGUGUGAUUCUAGGUCUGCUGAAAGCGAUGUACGAGGACAGGGAGAAUGCACCGGCGGGUUGCUCCGUUGUUACCGUUGAGAGAGUGGUUGAGCUGCUUUUGAAUGAGGAUGGGCACACGGACUCAGACGUCCUGAGACAGGUGCUCACUCUAGUGGCGCCCAAGUAUAUGGCAGCAGUAACAGAUGUAUUCUAACUAACUAACCCAUAUUGACCGACUCAAACUAGGCACUGAACGUGAUGGAAAACUUAAUAUAAAUAGAUGAAAGCAUGCGCCAAGGCCUUAAGACUUAUCUUACUCAUAUUCUCAGAAGUCUUCUUCGCU
Fusarium redolens is the source of this 4793-nucleotide messenger RNA. RefSeq lists its product as uncharacterized. The record is from RefSeq and is a predicted model, not a curated record. The coding region runs from base 114 to 4664 and encodes 1516 amino acids. The transcript has a single exon. Lineage: Eukaryota; Fungi; Ascomycota; Sordariomycetes; Hypocreales; Nectriaceae.